AUGCUGGCCGACAGGGCUAAGCCAGCAGUCGCAACCGGCGGCGGGGUCGCAGUGGGGCAUCGUCCUGAGCGCCGCUCGGAGCUAGACCUCAAGUGUGCCCGGCUAUGGGGUGGUGAGCUUGAGGAUCAGCCGAAGGUUAAACGGCCUCCUAGCGCUAAAACCGGGCCUCAGCGGCGGCGAGAGCAGCAGCGGUGGAGGCUACUGGCGUUUGGGCAGCCGCUUAGACCACCCCGGGCGGAGCGGAGGCGAUGGGCAUCCGGCCCCCGGGCCGCACACAUCCUGACAGCUUCUUUCCUGACAUACCCCUUGCUCAGGACCCUUAGCCUGCAGCUCCACUCAGCUGUCACCAGCAGCUAUGUCUCCGGCACUUACUCCAUCAUUUUUGUCAACUGUCCCAACGAGCAAAUUGCCAGAGACAUUGCCAGGACAAUACUGGAUAAGAAGCUGGCUGCCUUGGGGAACAUUCUGCCCAAGGCAUCCUCACUGUACUUUUGGAAUGGAGAAAUAGAAGAAGCCACUGAGAUCUUGCUGGUGAGCGAGGACGGGGUAUGGAACCGUUAUAGGAGACAACUGAGACUAAGGCUUUUUCCCAGGUUCCAAUUACAAAGUAACAGCAAUCAACUGGUUGAGAUUCUUGCCCUACAGAAGAUGCCCUCAGUUCAUUUGUGAGCUAGUGGCAGGGCCUGGUGAUCUGGAGGAAUGUUAUUUCCUAAAUGGCUAGGUGAACAAAAGCUGCAGAGCUGGGGCUGAGGUCCUGAAGCAGCCAUCAC
Messenger RNA from Manis javanica (Malayan pangolin), 770 nucleotides. RefSeq lists its product as uncharacterized. The record is from RefSeq and is a predicted model, not a curated record. Gene Ontology annotation, biological process: response to metal ion. Gene Ontology annotation, molecular function: copper ion binding. Lineage: Eukaryota; Metazoa; Chordata; Mammalia; Pholidota; Manidae.